Haliotis rufescens (red abalone) is the source of this 2082-nucleotide messenger RNA. RefSeq lists its product as uncharacterized. The record is from RefSeq and is a predicted model, not a curated record. NCBI's taxonomy places the organism in Eukaryota, Metazoa, Mollusca, Gastropoda, Lepetellida, Haliotidae. The transcript has 3 exons. The coding region runs from base 159 to 530 and encodes 123 amino acids. Gene Ontology annotation, cellular component: membrane.
UCCGUGACUCACCUGUGCACACCUGUGCGCAUGCGCGGUUGUUGAUUUACCUGCAUGUUUGAAGUGUUGCGGAAAGGAAUUCCCGUCUGAGGUGGGGCUUCUUUGAACUGUAACGACAGACACAACUUUUCCAUACGUUACACAAUCUUUAAGCAAGCAUGACUACCCCAACGCCCGGAGACAAUGCGGAGAUCUACCGCACGACAUCGAAGCAGGUGCUUGUGACCCGUGACCCGGUCUUCUCCCACCCAGCAAUCUAUCAGGGUCACUUCAUCGGCCCUAAGCCCCACUCCUACAUGCCGCUUGCCGUGGUUGUGACCAUCCUCAACCCCCUCAUUGGGCCCUUCGCCAUCUUCUUUGCAUACAUGUCAAUCCGAGCUUAUGGACAAGGUGACCUGAAGUACUCCAACAAGUGGUCCCAGUACGCCUUCAUGAUGGGGAUGAUAACGAUAGUGGCGUCCGUCCUCAUAUACAUCACCAUCGGUUUCGCACUCAGUCCUAUGGGCAUAAGGGGAAGCUACUCUCUGUGAUUGCUGGAUGGAGCGUGAACAGUGUGUAUAUAUUGACAAAGACAACAUAUUGACGAAAUUUAUAUUUUGCUGUAGAUAUUGGCUGAAGAAAGUUUCAGGAAUCUUGUGACAGUGUAAGAUUGUAGUAAUUUUAUUAAGAUACUUGGAAGUAAUUAUCAAAUAUAAAAUUAAGAAUUUGAAUGGUGCUCAUUUUAACAUGACUUGUGGGGAUCUAUUUGAUUAAGUUUGGGGUCAAAUAGAAUGGUUACAGUGAUAUCAAGUGAUAAUGUGGGAAGGCUAGACAAAGCUUGUUUCGACCUGUUAGUUGGUCACAAUUUGAACAUUUGAGGUGUUUCUGGAUGUAGCAAAGGAAAUGUGUACAUCUUAAAAGUUCUCGUAGUUUUAAUGUCAGUCAUGAAUUGAGUGUUACCAUGGUUACUGCAAUAUAUUUUUUAAUCAAAAUGUAAAAGCAAAAGGAUCAGUAUGUUCAAUAUUGUCAAUUGCCUGUUUGCUUAGUAUUCUUAAAACAUGUUUCCUGAAAACUCUGAUUAUGGACUGUUUUCUUUGGUCAGAAGGCCAAGAUGCAGGGAACAAAUAAGUAAGAAAAUGUCAGUAUCCUUAAAAUGCUCUUGAAGUUUAGGCACGAACGAUAUAGCUUCAUUCAAACACAGCAUAAUUUUACUCUGCCAAAUUUGACAGAUUCAUGUCUAAAACAAGGAGAUGCUUUGGUCCACACCUGGCCCAUGGUAGAAUUAAUUAUUAUACUUUGUAUUAUUUUAUUUUUUAUCAACAUGUAUUGUGUAGUUUUCUUAUUGACAACAUGUUCACAUGACUGAUCACCAGAAAGUAUCUUUCCUAUAGUUGGUAUGGCUAGCUUGAGAUUGGAGCCUCUCAAUCAUUAAAUGACCUUGCCAAACUCCAGAUUGUCAUGACAUUUUGCAUACCCCUCCAGCAGUUUAAUACAGAAUUGCAUGCAUAUUUAUCAUGUUCAUUAGCGAAAAUGUUAAACACAGUAUUGUACAUUAACAACUUUUAUAUUUUAUGUAUUUCAUCAAUACAUUUUAUUUGCCAUGUUUACAUUUAGUAAUAGUUUUUUGUAAGCCAAUAUGAAGUUUUACACAGUGCUUUUUAUUUCCAUGUGUUGAUAUAAUCUUCGUUAUCAUUAUCAUAUACCACAUUUGUCCUCUAUCAUACGAUGUGUCACAUUAUAAUGUAUACCUUUUCUUUUUGAAAACUUAAAAAUAAUUAAGUAAGCAAUAUUCAUGAUAUUUGUGAGUGUUAUUGGAAGAUAAUUUCUUCUAACCAUGGUAACUAACAGCUUUUUAGUGGUUUCCCUAAGAUUUGAAAGUUGACUGAAGCAUCCUCAGAAAAGUCUUAUGAGAUCUGUGAUAAGCUUCCUUGAUGUAUUAACUGUCCAAGGCACAGUUACACUGUUUCUUUUUUCCGGUAAUUGAAAGUAAUUUACCGGUUAAAUAGGUCAUGCUCCCUAUCAGACCAAUUGCAUGUACAGGUAUUGUUAAGUGCUGCUGUUGCAGUGAACCGCUAAGUGUUUUACUGAGCGGUGCCACUGAGU